This is a messenger RNA of Clarias gariepinus (North African catfish), 1186 nucleotides long. It is a transcript of the gene rchy1, whose product is annotated as ring finger and CHY zinc finger domain containing 1. The record is from RefSeq and is a predicted model, not a curated record. Gene Ontology annotation, biological process: ubiquitin-dependent protein catabolic process; protein ubiquitination. Gene Ontology annotation, cellular component: nucleus. The transcript is spliced from 8 exons. Gene Ontology annotation, molecular function: ubiquitin protein ligase activity; zinc ion binding. The coding region runs from base 12 to 734 and encodes 240 amino acids. NCBI's taxonomy places the organism in Eukaryota, Metazoa, Chordata, Actinopteri, Siluriformes, Clariidae.
UUGAAUCCAACAUGGCGGCCACAGCGGCAGGAUGUCAGCACUACGUCCGCAAGUGUCUGUUAAAAGCUCCUUGCUGCGAUAAGUUCUACGUGUGUCGUCUGUGCCAUGACGAUGAGGAGAAACACAAGAUGGACCGGUUCCAGGUGCGAGAGGUGAAGUGCGCCGUGUGUGACCGCGUGCAAGAGGCUCAGCAGGCGUGUCGUGGCUGCGGCGUGACGUUCAGCGAGUAUUACUGCGACAUCUGUCACCUGUACGACAAAAACAAGGAGCAGUUCCACUGUCAGCCGUGCGGCAUCUGCAGGAUCGGCCCGAGAAGGAAGUUCUUCCACUGCCAGAAGUGCAAUCUGUGUCUAGCCAAUGAUCUUCAGGGCAAACACAAGUGUGUUGAGAACGUGUCGAGGCAGAACUGCGCCGUGUGCAUGGAGGACAUUCACACGUCCAGGAUCGGCGCUCAGGUCAUGCCCUGCGGUCACCUGCUGCACAAGACCUGCUUCGAGCUCAUGUGCAGAAAUGGGGCAUACAGGUGUCCCCUCUGCAUGCAGUCAGCGAUUAACAUGACGGAGUACUGGGAGGAGAGAGACAUGGAGAUCGCUCACACACCCAUGCCACCUGAGUUCAAGGAUCAGAAAGUGAAGAUCCUGUGUAACGACUGUCAGAACCGCUGCACUGUCAGCUUCCACGUCCUGGGCAUGAAGUGCAGCAGCUGCGGCUCCUACAACACCUCGCAGGACUGAAUCAACAGGCCGCACCUAGAAAACCUUCUCUUUGUCUUCGAAAUGGCUCCGUAAUGACAUUAAGUUAUCGCCAGAACUCAUCAUCAUCCUCCUCCUGCUCAGCCUCGGAUGAAGACCUGCAGCACUUUCAGCUCCUCCUCCUCCUGCUCCCUCUCUGCUCACUGAUAUGCUGCUUCACAGACUGUAUUUAUUUGUUUGAACAUUGCCCUCUAACAGAACGACAGUUGAUUGUGUUUUAUUUCAGAGCUUCUCACUCAGCACCAGCUUCCUCCUGCUGUAGCAGAUAAUGUUGUGUGAUUAUUCUUUCUUCUGCUUAAUGUGUACGCAUGAACAGGAUGCGAAACAGUGUCUUGAGGAAUAAUAUUUAACUGUAAUACUGCAGAAGGAAUUCUACAGUAUACAGUACAGUACUACUGAUAAUAAAAAAAAUCAUAAAUCUAAUGUCUUAUUGU